Trichoplusia ni (cabbage looper) is the source of this 1518-nucleotide messenger RNA. Its product is annotated as methionine aminopeptidase 1. Lineage: Eukaryota; Metazoa; Arthropoda; Insecta; Lepidoptera; Noctuidae. Gene Ontology annotation, molecular function: metalloaminopeptidase activity. The record is from RefSeq and is a predicted model, not a curated record. Bases 207 to 1352 code for a protein of 381 amino acids. The transcript has 6 exons. Gene Ontology annotation, biological process: proteolysis.
UUAACAAAAUACCACAUAUUGAAAAAGUGAAACGAUUAUCAAAGAACAUUCAUAUUGAAAGAAAACCACUUUACAUUAAUAAAAGUUGUGACUUUUAUGAACGCAUCAUUAAUGGAUUGCGAUUUUUUCAAACAUAGAAUGAUAAAUAAGUUGGUAACAUUUUAAUAAACUCCUGUCACUGUUUGUCGCUUGACAGAAGUUAAAAAAUGGCGGCCCUUGGUAUGUGUGAAACACCCGGCUGCAAAUCUGUUGCACAAUUACAAUGUCCGACGUGCAUUAAACUUGGUAUACAGGGCUCGUUUUUCUGUAAUCAGGACUGCUUCAAGAAAUCUUGGAAGACUCAUAAAAUUAUUCACUCUUUGGCUAAGGGUGAAAGUACAGAUGGAUCUGGAGUGGAGUAUAACCCAUGGCCGUCGUUUAACUUCACUGGGAAGCUGAGGCCAUUCCCGUCGGGGCCGCGACGUACGGUGCCGCCGCACAUAGGCCGUCCUGACUAUGCGGACCAUCCGACGGGUUUCCCCGCUUCGGAGAACGUGGCUAAGGGUUCCGGACAGAUCAAAGUCCUCGAUGAUGAAGAGAUAGAAAGUAUGCGAGUCGCAAGCAGACUGGGAAGAGAGGUGUUGGAUGAGGCUGCCAGAGUAUGUGAUGUGGGAGUGACUACAGAUGAAAUAGACCGUGUAGUGCACGAAGCUUGUAUUGAGAGAGAGUGCUACCCCAGCCCUCUCAACUACCACAACUUCCCGAACAGUUGUUGCACAUCUGUUAAUGAAGUUAUCUGUCACGGAAUUCCUGAUUUACGUCCUUUAGAGGAUGGUGACAUCUGCAAUGUAGAUGUAACGGUAUACCACCGUGGUUUCCAUGGUGAUCUAAAUGAAACUUUCUUUGUUGGCAAUGUACCAGAAUCAACCAGGAAGCUUGUUCAAGUAACUUAUGAGUGUUUACAAAAAGCCAUUGAAAUUGUGAAGCCGGGAGAGAAAUAUAGGGAAAUUGGCAAUGUUAUACAGAAGCAUGCACAGGCUAAUGGUUUUAGUGUUGUGAGGUCUUACUGUGGACAUGGAAUACACAGACUGUUUCACACUACACCUAAUGUGCCUCAUUAUGCCAAAAAUAAAGCUAUAGGUGUCAUGAAACCUGGACACUGCUUUACAAUUGAGCCCAUGAUCAAUGAAGGUGGUUGGCGUGAUGAGCAAUGGCCUGACCACUGGACCGCAGUUACUGCUGAUGGAUCACGCUCUGCUCAGUUUGAACAAACCCUGCUGGUUACUGAGAAUGGGUGUGAUAUUCUCACCAAGCGCGGUACCGGCCGACCCUGGUUUAUGGACCAACUGGAGAAACUCACGAACAAAUCUUAGUGUCUUCUCCAUCUACACUAAGGUGAUAUUGUUAUUAUAAUAUAUAGUAGGCUACAAAAUUAUGCCUCUGAGGCAUGUCCGAAAAAAAAUAUACAUUUAAAAUUUUGAUAAUGAAUUUGGUUUUUCUUUUUUCAAAUAAAGACUGUGAGAUAUAAGGUUUUACUAA